Molecule: messenger RNA, 1953 nt
Organism: Penicillium daleae
Lineage: Eukaryota; Fungi; Ascomycota; Eurotiomycetes; Eurotiales; Aspergillaceae
Exons: 3
Biological process (GO): DNA-templated transcription
Cellular component (GO): RNA polymerase III complex
Molecular function (GO): single-stranded DNA binding
Source: RefSeq, a predicted model, not a curated record
UACGCCGCGGAGCUCUGCGCGCUCCUUAUCGAGGACCAAUUUGGAGAGCUUUUCGCGCGAAUUUUCACAACCCUUCUACGCUAUGAGCGGCUGCCGCUACCCAAACUCAGGUUCUAUUCCCGCCUGACCGACCGCCAGCUACAUCAUGGGCUGGUGGCUAUGAUCCAACACCACCUCGUGUACCACUUUACCUCCCUCGAAGACGGCAACACCUACUAUGCCGCGAACCCAGAGGCCGCGUACUAUCUCGUGCGCUCCGGGAAGAUUCUUCACUUGGUUGAGAGUCGACUUGGCGAAUAUGCAGCCCGAGUCAUGGAAACUAUCCUGUACCUGGGACAUGCGCCCAUCAAAUAUCUCGAAACACUGCCCGAACUGCGCUAUCUGGAGCCUGCAGCUCCAAAUGGCGUCGUGAAAGAGGAGGAGCAGGAGCAGGAACAAGCACAAGAGCCUCAAGAUCCCGAUAUGGAAGUCGAAGAACACACAAAUGGUGCAAACGGUGAUCAUGCUGAGAAAGUUUACCAAAAGCCAGCACCGUUGCAUGCUACCCUAAAAGCACUUGCAUCGCACGGCUACAUUCUACGUGUCAAGGAUGCGCAUUUCCAAAGUCCCGAAGACAAUUACAUCGAAGCUAACAAGGCUGCUUCGAACCGAUCUGACAUUAAGCUCCUCAAGGGAAAGAGGCUGACGGAGGAAUUGCUUCUAAAGACUGAGGAGGUCCUUCAAGAGCGUACAGAUGGCGACCUCUCAGAAUUGUGGAUGGUCAAUGGUCUGCCUCGAGGUCUCAAGAGGAAGUUUGCCAAUGGCACUUCCGAGUCGACCAGCAAGCGCCACCAGACGGGUCAGAAUGGAGUCAACGGCAAUCACGCAGACGAUGAGGAUGAGGAGAACGACUGGUCCGAGGAUGAAGACGGGUUUGACAAUAUUCCUAUGGAGCCGGGACUGGUCCUCCGCGUCAACUACGAUAAAAUCGACGUUGCCCUACGAAACGCCCGCUUCGUCGAAAUGGCAGAGCACGGCGCUCCCCCGACCACAGCAGAGGUCUACGAAACUUUCCUCCGCCGCGUCGAAUACGCCACCAAACGCUGUCGCGACACCUCCGAGAUCCCCCGCGAAGGAGAAGAGGGCGAACAGUUCUCCCUCCCAAUAGAGACCUACAAGAUCGUCACCGAUGUCGAUCCCCACCUCAAUCUAUCAAGCUCUUUCGGGCCCUUGGACAAGUCAUCGGAGUCUGUGAACCGCCGCGGCAAGCGACCACUCGAGAACGGUGUCAAUGGCGAUCACGACGACGACGACAAGGAAGACAACAACGAUACCGAAAUCAGCCGCGCCUACGAAAUCAACCAACAUCUUCACCUCCUCGAGCAGGCCCCGUUGAACCUAGCCUCCCACGUCAGACUAUCCGACGGCAUCAAAUGGCGCGUCGGGUUCCGCGGACUAGCCCGCAAACUGCGUCACCUCGAGAUAGAGCGGCUAGUCGAGAUGCGCUACGGCGACGUCGCCCUCCGCGUCCUCCGCAUCCUCCACGCAAAGGGCAAACUCGACGAAAAGCGUCUCCAGGAAAUCAGUCUCCUGCCCUUCAAAGAUCUACGCCAAACCCUGGCCAGCAUGCAAUCCGGCGGCUUCGUAGAUCUACAAGAAGUCCCCAAGGACGCACAGCGUCAACCGUCCAAGACGAUUUUCUUGUGGUACUUUGAUCCAGAUCGGGUGUGUAACAGUGUCCUCGAGGAUACGUACAAGGCCAUGUCUCGUACACUGCAGCGCAUCAAAAUCGAGCGCGAUCUUCGUCGGGAUUUCCUCGAUAAGACGGAGCGCAGUGAUGUCAAGGGUAAUGAGGAGAAGUGGCUGAGUGAAGGGGAGUUGGAGCAGUUGCAGCAGUGGAGGAAUAAGGAAGCUCUCUUGUUGGCCAUGGUCUCUCGUCUGGAUGAUCUGGUGGCUGUAUUCCGGGACUACUAA